GAUGGAGGACGUUAACUCCAACGUGAACGCGGACCAGGAGGUGCGGAAGCUGCAGGAGCUGGUGAAGAAGCUGGAGAAACAGAACGAACAGCUGAGAAGCCGCUCGGGGGCCGUGCAGGGUGCCGGCUCUAUCGGGCCUGGCAGCCCGGUUCGAGCCGGCGCCUCCACUCCCUCCUCUGGAGCGGCGUCUCCUCGGGGCUUUCCCUUGGGCCUCAGCGCCAAGUCGGGCGGCGGGGCCGGGUCGGGCCCGAGGCGGACGAGUAGCGAAGAGCUGCGGGACGCCACCUCCUUGUUCGCGGCGGGCGAGGGCAGCUUGCUGGACGAGGUGGAGCCGCUGCGGCCCGACGAGCUGGAGCGUUUGUCAGGCUGGGAGGAGGAGGAGGAGAGCUGGCUGUAUUCAUCACCAAAGAAAAAACUUACACCAAUGCAGAAAUCGGUUAGUCCAUUAGUUUGGUGCAGGCAAGUUUUGGAUUACCCAAGUCCUGAUGUUGAGUGUGCUAAAAAGUCUCUUAUCCACAAACUUGAUCAAACUAUGUCAGCUCUCAAGAGGCAGAAUUUAUAUAAUAAUCCUUUCAACUCUGUGAGUUACACAAGUCCUUACAGUCCAAAUGCCAGUAGCCCAUACAGCAGUGGCUUCAAUUCUCCAUCCUCAACCCCAGUGCGACCUCCUAUAGUCAAACAGCUUAUACUUCCUGGAAAUUCAGGUAACUUGAAAAGCUCGUCAGACAGAAAUCCUCCACUCAGUCCUCAGUCCUCUAUAGAUAGUGAGUUAAGUGCUUCAGAAUUAGAUGAAGAUUCAAUUGGAUCCAAUUAUAAGCUAAAUGAUGUAACUGAUGUACAGAUUCUAGCCCGGAUGCAGGAAGAAAGUCUCCGGCAAGAAUAUGCAGCCACCACGUCUCGGCGCAGUUCUGGUUCUUCUUGCAAUUCUACAAGACGGGGUACUUUUAGUGAUCAGGAACUUGAUGCACAAAGUUUAGAUGAUGAAGAUGACAAUAUGCAUCAUGCAGUAUACCCUGCUGUUAACAGGUUUUCACCAUCACCACGCAAUUCACCUCGACCGUCACCUAAGCAGUCACCCAGAAAUUCACCUCGUUCACGAUCUCCUGCUCGAGGAAUAGAAUAUAGUAGAGUGUCUCCACAGCCUAUGAUUAGCCGCUUACAGCAACCUCGCCUUUCACUUCAAGGCCAUCCCACAGAUUUACAGACAAGUAAUGUAAAAAAUGAAGAAAAACUAAGGCGCAGUCUUCCAAACCUGUCCCGAACAUCUAAUACACAAGUUGACUCAGUGAAAAGCAGCAGAAGUGACUCAAAUUUUCAAGUGCCAAAUGGAGGAAUACCUCGCAUGCAACCUCAGGCUUCAGCCACUUCGCAAAGGCUGAAAAAUUUGCCUCGUACUUCCCUCAAAGCCAAACAGUUGCUUCAAACUUCAUCUACAAAAAGAGAUAAAUUCAGAAGAAACAUUUUCUGCAGAGGUAUGUAUUGGGUUGCUUUUCUGAAAGGAGUAAAUGAUAUAUAGAGAAUUUAAUUUUCUUACCAUCUUAAAUGAAAGGUCAUUGUUUCAACUUUAUGCCAACCGAACUUCAUAAGUGCUUUAAAAUGAACCAAAUGUCAGACGUUCUGUAUGCUGAUGUUUUUUCCGCAGACUUCUAUUUUUGGUUUUACUUAUCUAUCUGUAUGAUAAAAUGGGAGCACUUCCACAUUAGAAGGUAAUUGAAGUUAAAUCACAAGUUUUGGUUAACUGAUAUGUUUGGAAUGUUUAUGGAGUGGUAGCUUUUAUAAUAAUAGAGAGUUGAAGAAAUACAUGAAGGUUGGACAUCAAAACUAUCCAGUAUUGGUUCCAAGACACUCAAUGUGUGGGCAGCUAGACAGAGCAGCUAGACGGAAGUAGAAUUAAGAGAAAAUAGUGGGAUUGGAUAGACCAACAGCAAUAAGAACAGAGGCCUUAGAGGAAAUGGUAUGAAACAAAUACAAUGUGGAAAAAUAUUUUUCCAAUCCAGAAUAUGUAGGUUUUCUGAUAGCUUCAGACUUCAAUAAAUAACAAAAGCAUGUAACAGAGGUAAAGCACUAAAGAAAAUUACGCCGGAAGAAGAAAUUACAUUUUUUUGAAAAAAAAGAUUUGGUUAUGGUUACAAAAGUGCUAUAAUAGAUGUUUUGGGAAAUUUAUUACUGUAAAUGUUUUCACAGUGAUUUCUUGGAUUAAGUAUAACUUAAGGAAUUGUUCUAGAUAAUAGAAUUUGAAGGAAAGUCAAAUAGGGAAAUAAAAAAGUAGGAUGUAUGAAUGUUUGUGUUUUGAAUAUCAGAAGUUGAUCAUAGGCCUUUAGUGAACGUUUUUUGGUGCCAUUUUCAGGUGUAUUAAUAAUGGACUGGAUAGAUUAUAUUUGAUGGGGAAGACGGUGAAUUAAUAGGGGCCAUUAUAGAAAGGGGUUUUUAUGAACUUAUUUGGGAACCGUAGGCUUCUUUUUUUUUUUUUUUUUUUUUUUGAGAUGUCUCAAUAUUUUUGAGUACUUCCAUGGCUAGGGGUGAGAGUCAUAUAAAAACAUGAACCUGAAAACAUUGUGGUAUCUAAACUAGGUCAAGAGAUCACACUAUACCAUAAUAAAAAAGUAGAAGAUUUUAAGUUUAUAUAAAUUUUAUUGGUUGGUUGUCUCCUUAAGCUGCUUCAUCAUGGUUUUUGGAAUCAAGUAGGUUUACAUAAUUUAAAACUUUUACCUAAAGAUUUCAUGUUGCUCUGUUGAUCAGAUUAAGACCAUAACUUCUGGCUGAAUCUUUAAAAAUUUGCCUAUAGGGGUUAUAUUAUCACUCUAAGCCAUCAAACUAGCCACCUCUAUGAUAAGAUGAUAGGAAAGCCCAAACCUGGAAUUCUUGGUAUCUGUAGCUGUCUUGUUGACUUAGUAAAGGGAAAGAAGUAGGGGGUUGGGGGACGGGGCACAGGGUAUGCUGUUCUGUUUUGUUCAAUCCCUUAUUUAACUUGAUCCAGACUUUUACAUUUUCUGGUUGGUAUUGGGACAUGGGCAUUAUCAUUACCUACCUCUUCUCUAUAAAUUUUAAACCAGUUGAGAAAUGGACACAGGAAUAAGGUAAGAUUUAAGAUAUUACCUUAAUUAUUGAUGAAGCUGAAAUGGAGAAUAUCUUUUGGAUCCAAGGCCAAAAUUGAUUUUCUGGUUUUCCCUCAUAUGGAGACUUUGGGAGGGAGGGGGCCUGCAUUGACUGGUAGAAUUCUCUUCUCUUGUAGGGAUGUGAGGCACACAGGAGACAGAGGCCAUCUGUUCACAGGUAUAUUUGGCAUAUUAAACAUGUCCAAUUGAGAAACAUGGACCAAAAGUGACAAAUCGGCACACAAAUCAAUUCAUCCAUCCUGGGGGUGAACCUGUACGAUUUUCUAGAGAGCUAGUAUAUCGUAGGCUAACAGGAUCAUGGGAAGAGGAAAAAGAUUACUUAACAAUUGGAAAUAAAGUCACUUUGAUUUUAAUUGCAUUUAGUAGUAGCAGGUGUUUGAAGAUGGAAAGUCAGAACUGUGUUGCUUGGCACAGUCACUCCAUAAAUAUUUCUUGAACGAAUAUAGUCAUGCUGCUAAAGUCGUAAAAGGUUGGAUAUGUUCUUCUUUGCAUUUCCUUUUUGCAAGUUUUUUUUGUUUCUUCAGCCCAUCCUACUCUGAGGAAAACAAUCCAGUGUAUGUUUUUUAAGAUUUCAUGGGAGUGACUAUUUAAACUGCUUUGGGAAAGAUUUUAUUCAUUUAUUCAUUCCCUGUUGUUAGGCACUGAGUGAAGUAGAGGUAAAUAGGGCAGAGACCUCACCAAGCCGUGGGGAAAAAUGAAGACUAACUAGACAAAGUGAAUGCAGAAAUAUGAUGAUAUUAAUUCCCUUUUAGUUGCCUCUUUCCUUCUAAAUACCCCAUGAAAAAGUGGGCAAAGGACAUGAACAGACACUUCUCAAAAGAAGACAUUCAUGCAGCCAACAAACAUAUGAAAGUUCUUGCCUCUUCUGUAUUUUGAAGGAAAUUCAUAUUUUGCCUGUUUUAUAGUUAUUUAGAAAGAAAGAGGUAACUAAGAAGGAAUAAUAGUAAUUGUUUAAUACUUUUUUAAUUAUAUUUUGACAUAUUCAAGUUGAAAUAAACCAUAUUUAUAGAAGACCUUAAUUAUAAGAUUUGUCUUUUUCCUUCAAUUUUUAUUUUAAGUUUUGGGGUACAUGUGCAUGUUUGUUACAUAGGUAAAUGUGUACCAUGGUGGUUUGCUGCACAGAUCGACCCAUCACCUAGGUGUUAAACCCAGCAUUCGUUAGCUAUUUUUCCUGAUGCUGUCCCUUCCCCUGCCGCCCCUGACAGCUCCCAGUGUGUGUUGUUUUCCUCAGUGUGUCCAUAUAUUCUUAUUGUUCAAUUCCCACUUAUACGUCAGAACAUGUGGUGUUUAGUUCUCUGUUCCUGCAUUAGUUUGCUGAGGAUGAUGGCUUCCAACUCCAUCUGUGUCCCUGCAAAGGACAUGAACUCAUUGUUUUUUGUGGCUGCAUUGUUUUUUGUGGUGUAUAUGUACCACAUUUUCUUUAUCCAGUCUAUCAUUAAUGGGUAUUUGGGUUGAUUCUAUGUCCUUGCUAUUGUGAAUAGUGCUGUAGUGACCAUACACAUGCAUACAUCUUUUUUUUUUUUUUUGAGACAGUUUCGCUCUUGUUACCCAGGCUGGAGUGCAAUGGCGCGAUCUCGGCUCACCGCAACCUCUGCCUCCUGGGUUCAGGCAAUUCUCCUGCCUCAGCCUCCUGAGUAGCUGGGAUUACAGGCACGCACCACCAUGCCCAGCUAAUUUUUUGUAUUUUUAGUAGAUAUGGGGUUUCACCAUGUUGACCAGGAUGGUCUCGAUCUCUUGAUGUCGUGAUCCACCCACCUCGGCCUCCCAAAGUGCUGGGAUUACAGGCUUGAGCCACCGCGCCCGGCCUCACAUGCAUACAUCUUUAUAAAAGAAUGAUUAAUAUUCCUUUGAGUAUAUACACAGUAAUGGACUUGCUGGCUCAAAUGGUAUUUCUGCUUUUAGGUCUUUGAGGAAUCACCACACUGUCUUCCCACCAACAGUGUUAAAGUGUUCCUUUUUUUCUGCAGCCUUGUCAGCAUCUGUUGUUUCUUGACUUUUUAAUAAUUGUCAUUAUUAUCUCAUUAUCUCACUGUGGUUUUGAUUUGCAUUUCUCUAAUGAUUAAUAAUGUUUAGCCUCUUUGUAUGUUUGUUGGCCCCAUGAAUGUCUUACUUUGACAAGUGUCUGUUUAUGUUCUUUAUUCGCUUUUUAAAUAGGGUUGUUUUUUUCUUGUAAAUUUGUUUAAGUUCCUUGUAGACUCUGGAUAUUAGACCUUUGUCAGAUGGAUAGAUUGCAAAAAUUUUCUCCCAUUCUGUAGGUUGCCUGUUCAUGCUAAUGGUUUCUUUUGCUGUGCAGAAGCUUUUUAAUUAGAUCCCGUUUGUCAGUUUUUGCUUUUGUUGCAAUUGCUUUCCGCAUUUUCUCAUGCAGUGUUUACCCAAGCCUAUGUCCUGAAUGAUAUUGCCUAGUUUUCUUCUACGGUUUUUAUAGAGUGGGGUUUUACAUUAAAGUCAUUAAUCUAUCUUGAGUUAAUUUUUGUAUAAGGUAUAAGGAAGGGGUCUAGUUUCAAUAUUCUGCAUAUGGCUAACCAGUUCUCCUAGCACCAUGUAUUAAAUAGGGAGUCCUUUCCCUUUUGCUCUUUUCAUGUUUGUCAAAGAUCAGAUAGUUGUAGAUGUGCAGUCUUAUUUCUGAUUUCUCUGUUCUGUUCUAUUGGUCUAUGUGUCUGUUCUUGUACUAGUACAGUGCUAUUUUGGUUACUGUAGCCUUGUAGUAUAGUUUGAAGUCAGGUAGCAUGAUGCCUCCAGCUUUGUUCUUUUGCUUAGGAUUAUCUUUGAUAUUUAUGCUAUUUUUUUGUUCCAUACAAAUUUUAAAAUAUUUUUUUUCUAUUUCUGUGAAGAAUGUCAAUGGUAGUUUAACAGGAAUAGCAUUGAAUUUAUAAAUUACUUUAGGCAGUACAACCACUUUUGCACUAUUACGAUAUUGAUUCUUGCUAUCCAUGAACAUGAAAUGUUUUUCCAUUUGUUUGUUUCCUCUUUGAUUUCCUUAAGCAGUGGUUUGUAGUUCUCCUUGAAGAGGCCCUUUAUUUUUCCCUUGUUAGCUGUAUUCCUAGGUAUUUUAUUCUUUUUGUAGCAUUGUGAAUGGGAGACCAUUCAUGAUUUGGCUGUCUGCUUGCCCAUUGUUGGUGUAUAAGAAUGCUAGCAAUUUUUGCACAUUGACUUUGUAUCUUGGGAUUUUACUAAAGUUGCUUAUCAGCUUAAGAUGCUAUUGGGCUGAAAUGAUGGAGUUUUUUGGACAUCAUCUGCAAACCAAGAUAAUUUGACUUCCUCUUUUCCUGUUUGAAUAUUCUUUAUUUCUUUCUCUUGCCUGAUUGCCCUCACCAGACCUCCAAUACUAUGUUGAAUAGGAGUGGUGAGAGAGAGCAUUGUGGUCUCAUGCUGCUUUUCAAGGGUAAUGCUUCCAGCUUUUGCCCAUUCAUUAUGAUACUGGCUGGGGUUUGUCAUAUUUGGCUUUUUUUAUUUUGAGGUAAAUUCCUUCAAUACGUACUUUAUUGAGAGUUUUUAAUGUGAGGAGAUGUUGAAUUUUAUCAAAGACCUUUUCUGCAUCUAUUGAGAUAAUCAUGUAUUUUUGGUCUUUAGUUCUGUUGAUGUAAUGAAUUAUAUUUGUUGAUUUGCGUAUGUUGAACCAACCUUAUAUCCUGGGCAUAAAGCCUACUUGAUCUUGGUGGAUAAGCUUUUUGAUGUGCUGCUGGGUUCGGUUUGCCAGUAUUAUACUGAGGAUUUUUGCAUCAGUAUUCUUCAGGGAUACUGGCCUGAUGUUUUUUUUGUUGUUGUUGUAUCUCUGCCAGGUUUUGGUAUCAGGAUGUGGCUGGCCUCAUAGAAUAAGUUAGAGAGGAUUCCCUCCUUUUUAAUUGUUUAGAGUAGUUUUAGUAGCCUUUUCAAUUGUUUGGAGUAGUUUCAGUAGAAAUUGUGCUAUCUGUUCUUUGUACCUCUGGUAGAAUACAUGUGGUAUUGGGCUUUCAUUGGUUGGCAGGCUAUUUAUUACUUUCUCAAUUUCAGAAUUCAUUAUUGGUUUGUUCAGCGAUUCAGAUUCUUCCUGGUUCAGUCUUGGGAUGGUGUCAGUGUUCAGGAAUUUAUCAGUUUCUUCUCGAUUUUCUAGUUUCUGUGUAUAGCAGUGUUUAUAGUAUUCUCUGAUGGUUGUUUAUAUUUCUGUGAAGUCAAUGGCGAUACUCUCCUUAUAAUUUCUGAUUGUGUCUAUUUGAUUCUUCUCUUUUUCUUUCUUUUUUUUUUUUUUUUUUGGAGGCAUAGGUUCUCUCUGUUGUCCAGGCUCUCACUGCAAGCUCUUCUGCCUCCCAGGUUCAAACAGUUCUCAUGCUUCAGCCACCCACAUAGCUGGGAUUACAGGCAUGUGCCACCACACCCAGCUAAUUUUUUUGUGUUUUUAGUAGACACAGAGUUUUACUAUGUUGGCCACACUUGUCUCGAACUCCUGUCCUUAAGUGAUCCACCUAUCUUUGUCUCACAAAAUGUUGGGAUUACAGGUGUGAGCCACUGUGCCUGGCCUCUUUUCUUCUUUACUACUCUAGGUAGCUAUCUAUUUUAUUAAUUAAAAAGAAAAAACAGCUUCUAGAUUCAUUCAUUCAUUCAUUCAUUCACUUAUUUAUUUAUUGAAGGGUUUUUCUUGUCUCCUUCAAUUCCUCUUUGAUCUUGGUUAUUUUGUUGUUGUUUUUUUUUCCCACAAAGAUCUGAAGCCUCAUGAUCUUGGUUAUUUCUUACCUUCUGCCAGCUUUGGGUUUUGUUUGCUCUGGUUCUAAUUCUUUUAGUUGUCGCGAUAGGUUGUUGAUUUGAGAUCUUUCUAGCUUUUGAUGUUGGCAUUUAGUACUGUAAAUUUCCCUCUUAACACUGUCUUAGCUGCAUCCUAGAGAUUCUGAUAUGUUGUCUCUUUGUUCUCAUUAGCUUCAAAGAAAGUUGAUUUUUGUCUUAAUUUCAUUAUUUAUCCUAGAGUCAUUCAGAAACAGGUUGUUCAGUUACCAUGUGGUUAUGUGGUUUUGAGUGGAUUUCUUAAUCUUGAGUUCUAAUUUGAUUGUGCUGAGGUCUGAGAGACUGUUAUGAUUUCAGUUCUUUUGCAUUUGCUGAGGAGUGUUUUACUUCCUAUUACAUGAUCAAUUUUAGAGUAAGUGUUGUGUGGUGAUCAGAAGACAUCUCUCAGGUCCACUUAAUUCAGAGCUGAGUUCAAGUCCUGAAUAUCUUUAUUAAUCUUCUGUCUCGAUGAUCUGUCUAGUAUUGUCAGAGGGGUGUUAAAAUCUCUCACUAUCAUGUGGGAGUCUACGUCUCUUUGUAGGUCUCUAAGAACUUUAUGAAUCUGGGUGCUCCUGUAUUGGGGACAUACAUAUUUAGGAUAGUUCACUCUUCUUGUUGAAUUUAAAACCCUUUACCAUUAUUUUAUGCCCUUCUUUGUCUUUUUCAGUCUUUGUUGGUUUAAAGUCUGUUUUGUCAGAAAGUAGAAUUGUGACUCCUGCUAUUUUUCUGUUUUUCAUUUGCUUGGUAAAUAUUUUUUCAUCCCUUUAUUUAGAGCCUAUGUGUGUCUUUGCCUGUGAGAUGGGUCUCUUGAAGACAGUACACCCAUGGGCCUUGCCUCUUUAUCCAGCUUGCCAUUCUGUGUCUUUUAAUUGGAGUAUUUAGCCCAUUUACAUUUAAAGUUAAUAUUGUUAGGUGUGAAUUUGAUCCUGUCAUGAUGCUAGCUGAUAAUUUUGCAGACUUAUUUAUGUGGUUGCUUCACAGGGUCACUGGUCUAUGUACUUCAGUGUGUUUUUGUAGUUUCCCUUUCAUAUUUAGUGCUUGAGGGAUCUCCUGCCUUGCAAAAAUUCCCGGAACUGAAGUAUGCAAAACUACUGGGUCGCCAUGAGUGCUUGAGUGGCCAUUCUGCCAAGACUCCACACAGCUUUGUGCUUUGGACCCUAGGCUGUUGUGGCGUGGGCUUAUGAGAGAAUCUCCUGAUCUACUGGUUACAAAGAUCUGUGGGAGAAGUGUGGUCUCCCAGGUCAGGACAGGGUUGCACAAUCACUCACUGCCUUUCUUGGCUGGCAGUUAGGGCUCUCCUGGCCCCACACUGCACCCAGGCCAUUGCCUCACCCUGCUGCUUUUUGUCACUCUCCAUGGGUCAGGCUGUUCGCCUAGUUAGUCCUAAUGUGAGAACCUGGAAAUCUCAGUUGAAGGUACAGAGUUCACUCGCUCUACUCUUUCCUCUUUUCAUUCCUCUCUGUGAGAGCCACAGACCACUGCUACUUCCAAUUGACCAUCUUGGCUCACCCCUCCAACUUUUGCAUUUCUAAUGACUAAAAUGCCUUUUGAUAUUAGACUACCUGAAAAUGGAGAACCAAAGAACUUUGUGAUUAUGUAGGAUUCAAAAUUAAAAAUUUGUGUUCUUUUCUAUCAGCUGACAUAUUGAAUUGAAAACUGACAUACAGAUAUUGAAUCUGUAUCAUAAACAAGAUAACACUCAUUAUAUCCUUUCCUAUUUUCUUCUCUAUUCUAGCCUGUAUUUGCUUCUCUAGUAUAGUUGUAUUCAAAAUCUCUUCUGACAUACACAGACUUCUUAGAAACAAUUAAAAUGAUAGGAGUUGUUUACUAUGAUUUUGAUAUGUAAAACUGGGAGAAUGAGAGAAGAAAGCAUGGACGCUGUUCUCUUGAGGUUCCCUCCAAACACAAAUUCCCGUUAGGCCAUUUCAUGCUAUUUUUGGAAUGAUAACUGAAUAUUAGACUUAAUAAUGCUUUUAUGGUUUUCUAAUACCUUUUUUUAAUCUGUAGUUAAAUCUCAAUUACAUCUAUCAAUUUUCUUUGCUGCAAGAGUCAUAUGUCAGAAUUUUCUUCUGUCUGAAAUUUGUGCCUUAAUUUUCCUAAUUAAAUGCUGACUGCCUUGUAGAAUGUGAAAAUUACAACUAUAAGGUCUUUGAAGAUGACUUAUGUCCAAUUAACCUCAUUAUAUUUUUAUGAUUUCCUGGCCCACAUGUUUAUAGAUGAGCCAAAAUGCUGCUGCCAUGAAACAUUUUUUGCAAUAGCUUAACUACAGCUUAGUAUACCUCUUCAGAUCCUCUCUAGUUUUCCCUCCACUUAUAUAUUAACUUUGUUAGAGUAUUUCUUUCGGAGGUGGAGGAGCGAUUAUUUAACCUCUUCUAGCGUUCUCCCAUCCUGAGAAUCUUAUUUCUUAGCAACACAUAGAAUUAGAAUAUCAUAAUUUGUUUUGUCCCAUAUUACACACAAAGUGUUCUUGGGAUAACAUUAACAUAACAUACACUAUGAUUACUGAAAACAGUUUUUAAAACUUUUGGUUAUGCUUGCUCCUUUUUUUUUUUUUUUCCUUUAAGUUAUAUUCACAUUAUCAGAUACCUGUUAGAUACUGUUUUCUUUUUUAUAUGCCUCAUUUAGUUUAGGCUCUCCAUUUAAAUAUGUAUUUGAUGCUUAAUGCCAGUUUAUAUGUCAUUGUCUCUCAUCAGUCAUUUUUCUUGUCUGAAGCUUAUUCUCUAGUAGAUUCCUUAAGAAGCAGUUAUGGGAACAGUAUAACUGUUACAUGUUGAUGAUAGCUUGUCUGUUGUUUUCAUACUUGAAAGUCGUUGUCUAGAUAUGAAAUCUUUGGCUCACAUUUUCUUUAAGUAAUUUAUAUUACUCCACUUUCUGCAAGAAUAAAGAAUUGUUUCCUUAUAAUCAUUUGGUCUUUAUCUGGAUGUACAAUGGAUAUUUUUCUUUUCUUUAUAAUAAUUUACUAGAAUGUAUCUAUUGGUCAUUCUGAGCCGAUUUUCUCAGAUUCGGGUGUGUUCUUUCAAUAUAGAGUAGCAAACUUUUUUCUGUUUUUCAGAAAAGUUUUAUUGAAUUAUAGUUUUUCAUAUUCUGUUCGUUUGCUUUGGUUUUCUUUUUUGUGGGGACUCCUGUUGUACACGUAUUGGAGGUUCAUUUCUUGUUUCUAUAUUUGUUGCCUUCUCUUGAAUCAUUUUUUUCUUUCUUUUAUACAAGUUUAUUUUAUUUCCUUUUUUUUUUUUUUUUUUUUUUUUUUUUGAGAUGGAGUUUCGCUGUUGUUACCCAGACUGGAGUGCAAUGGCACGAUCUCUGCUCACCGCGACCUCCACCUCCUUGGUUCAAACAAUUAUCCUGUCUCAGUCUCCCGAGUAGCUGGGACUACAGGCACGCACCACCACGCCCAGCUAAUUUUUUUGUAUUUUUUUAGUAGAGAUGGGGUUUCACCUUGUUGACAGGAUGGUCUCGAUCUCUUGACCUCGUGAUCCACCCGCCUUGGCCUCCCAAAGUGCUGGAAUUAUAGGUGUGAGCCACCGCGCCCGACUGAACUUAUUUUCUUUGUCUGUUUCUCUUAGAACAUUAUCUGCUGUGUAUUGACUCUUAAUGUUCCUCCUUAGACUUCAUUUAAAAUGAUUCAUUUUAUAGCUAAUUCCUUCCUGAGUUCCAUCAACUCAUUUCUGAGUGUUUCUCACUCUGAUUUAUGCUAUUCUUUCCUAUCUUGUAGCAAUAUUAAAAUGUUUCUAAAAUUUGAAAUACUAGAUACUUUUAUCUUUGUGUGUAUGAUUUCUUACCAUGAUUUCUGUUAAGGUUUCACUUCCUGUAGAAGUGUUAUUCUACUCCUUUUUUAUUCUUUUUUUCUUAAAAUUAUUUUAUGUGUGAUUUGACUUCAGUCCUUUUCUAUUGCUCUUUUUUCAAUGAAAUUGAUUUUUCUAAACACUUAGCUUGAUUUAAAACUUAAUAAUUUUAUUGUUCAAAAAUUAUCGAACCAUCUCUUGUUUUUGGAAGUGUUCAAAAACAUGGCUGCUUAUUUUCUGAGAUUUCUUUCCUUUAUUUCCUUCCUCCACUUUCAAAAUGUACCCUCUUAAAAUGUACAAUUCAGUGUUUUUUAGUAUAUUCACAGAGGGAGAAACCAUUACCACUAUCUUAUUUUAGAAGAUGUUUAUCACCCCCACAAGAAACACCAUACUUAUUAAUAGAACUCCUCAUUCCUCACUUCUUCAAGCCCCUGCCUCCCAGUAAUCUACCCUCUCUGUCUCUAGUUUGCUGUGUUGGACAUUUCAUAUAAGUGGAAUAAUGAAUACGUGAUCUUUUGUUACUGGCUGCCUCUACUUAGCAUAAUGUUUUCUAAGUUCAUUUUGUAGCAUAUAUCAGUAUGGUUACUUGCUGCAUAACAGUGUUUCAGGGCCAGGCACAGAGGCUCAUGCCUGUAAUGCCACUUUGGGAGGCUGAGGUAGGAGGAUCAUUUGAGCCCAGGAGUUUGAGACCAGCCUGGGCAACAUAGUAAGACUGGAUCAGAAAAAAUAAAAUAAUUAGCCAGACAUGGUGGCUUGCAACUGUGGUCCCAGCCACUGAGGAGGCUGAGGUCAGAGGAUUGCUUGAACUUGAGAGGUUGAGGCUGUGGUGAGAUGUGAUCGUACCACUGCCAGCCUGGGCAACAGAACAAGACCCUAUCUCAAAAAAUCUAAAACAAAAAAACCCACAUUUCAGUCAACAAUGGAUCACGUAUACAAUGAUGCAAUUUCUAUCACCUAGUAAUGUCAUAGACCUUUCAAUGGGACAAGAUGUGGAGGUGGUAGAUGGGGUGAUAUUGAUGAUCUUAACUCUGUAUAGGCUUAGGCUCAUGUGUGUGUUUCUGUUUGUUUUUAGCAAAACAAAAAAAAAGUAAACAAAAAUUUAAAAAAAAGCUUAUAGAUUAAGGGAAUAAAGAAAGAAAGUAGUUUUGGACAGUUGGACAACAUGUUUGUGUUACAAGCUAUGAGUUAUUACAAAAGAGUCAAAAAGUUUUUAAGUUAAAGCAUAUAAAGUAAAAUAGUUACAGCAAGCUAAGGUUAAUGUAUUAUUGAAGAAAAAUAAAUUCAGUAUAAGUGUACAGUGUUUAUAUAAAGUCUGCAGUAGGGUACAGUAACUUUCACAUUCACAUACCACUCACUGAACUUCAGUCCUAUGAGCUCCAUUCAGGGCAAGUGUCCUCAGAUGUACUGUAUAUUGUCUUUUAUAACAUUUUUACUGUACUUUUUCUAUGUUUAGGUAUGUUUGGAUAUGCAGAUGCCCUUAUUACAGUUGCCUACAGUAUUCAGUACAGUAAUAUGCUAUAUCGGUUUUAGCCUAGGAGCCAUAGGUUGUUUUUAAAAAUAUUUUGUGGAUACAUAGUAGGUGUGUGUAUUUAUGGAGCACAUGAAAUAUUUUGAUAUAGGCAAGCAAUGUGAAAUAACAUCAUAGAGAAUCAGGUACCCAGCCCCUCAAGCAUUUAUUCUUUGUGUUACAGACAAUUCAGUUACAUUCUUUAAAAUACUUUAGAAUAUACAAUUAAGUUACUGUUGACUACCAUCAUCUGGUUGUGCUUUCUCAAUUUUUUUUGGUACCCAUUAACCAUCUCCACCUCCCCCAACCCUGCCAUCAGGUAUUUCUUAUAUCCUAGGUGUGUAGUAGUGUAAGUCACCUAGGUUUGCAUAAGUACACUCUGAUGUUCCUGCAUGGACAAACUUGCCUAACAGUUCAUUUCUGAGAACAUAUCCCCAUCGUAAAGUGAUACAUAACUGUACUUUGUUCCUUUUUAUUGCCAAAUAUUCCAUUGUGUGGAUGCACCACAUUUUGUUUAUCCAUUGAUCACUUGGUGGAUACUUUUGCCUAUUGUGAAUAGUGCUGCGGCUGGGCACGGUGGCUCACACCUGUAAUCCCAGCACUUUGGGAGGCUGAGGCAGGCAAAUCACCUGAGGAUAGGAGUUAGAGACCAGCCUGGCCAACAUGGUAAAACCUCAUCUCUACUAAAAAUACAAAAAUUAGCUGGAUGUGAUUGUGGAUGCCUAUAAUCUCUGCUACUCAGGAGGCUGAGGUAGAAGAAUUGCUUGAACCCACGAGGCGGAGGUUACAGUGAGCUGAGAUCAUGGCACUGCACUCCAGCCUGGACAACAGAGCGAGACUCCAUCUCAAAUAGUAAUAGUAAUGAUAAUAAUGCUGUGAACAUUCAUGUACAAGUGUUUACAUAGAUGUGUUUUUGGUUCUCUUGGUUAUGUACUUAAUGGAAUUACUGGAUCAUAUAGUAGCUUUAUGUUUAACAUAUUAAGAAUCUGCUAAAAUGUUUUCCAGAGUGGCUACAACAUUUUACAAUGUCACCAGCACUGUGUGAGGGUUCCAGUUUCUCCAUCUCCUUAGUAACACUUGUUUAUUGUCUUUUAUUUUAGCCAUUCUGGUGAAGUGUUGUGAAGUGGAAUCUCUUUGUGGUUUUUAUUUUGCAUGACUAACGUUGAGCAUCUUUUCAUGUGCUUAUUGGCCAUUUGUUUAUCUUUGGAGAAAUGUCUAUUCAAAUUCUUUGUCUCUGCUUUUUUAGUUUUUAAUUGAGUUGUGACAUUCCUUUGUAUAUUCUGGAUUCAAGUCUCAGAUCCAUGAUUUGUAAAUAUUUUCUCCUAUUCCGUGGAUUUACUCUUCACUUACUUUAUGGUAUCCUUUGAAGCACAAAAGAUUUUAAUUUUGAUGAAGUAUCAUUUAUCAAAUUUUGAUCUUAGGGAUCAUGCUUUUGGUGUCAUAAGAAACCAGUGCCUAACCCUAGUUAUUACUCCUGUCCCCUCUGCUCUACCCCGCUUGCCCUUCCCAGACACAAAUCCUGCGCUUUCCCCUUCAGUACUUGGAGCUUUCAGUGGCCCUUCCCUUCCCCAAAUCCAGCUGGGCUUGAGGUAUCCUACCCUCCUCUCUUUCUGGCCUGCAGCACAGCACCAGGACCAUGCUCUUCUAUUCCUUUUUCAAUCCCUUGUGGGCAAGGAUGUGGUCAUGGAACUCGAGAGUGACCUGCAUAUCUGUGGAACCCUCCAUUCUGUGGAUCAGUAUCUCAGCAUCAAAUUAACUAACAUCAGUGUCACCCUGAGAAAUACUCUCACAUCUUCAUUCGGGGCUUAGUGGUCCAAUAUGUGCAGUUGCCAGCCAACAAGGUCAACACAGUUGCUGCAGAAUGCAGCAAAGAAGAAUGCCCUACAGCAGAAACAGUGAUGGCUCUUCCUCCUCUUCCCUUCCCUCUUCCAUUGGUGACCCAUAACCCCAGUCCCAGCCUACGAACCCCGACUGUGAAUACUUGAAGCAGUUUUGUUUGGCGGGUGUUUUGUUGUUGUUGUUUUAACUAGGGGUGUGUGUGUGUGUGUGUGUGUGUGUGUGUGGUGACUGGAUGAGAGGAAUAAUAGAGAACUGCUCUCCUCUUUUAGGAAGGGGAGGAUAAGUAGGCUGGGAAACUUCAAAGCCUUCCUAGUCCUCAGCAUCUGCCUUUCUCACUACUUCCCUAAAGAUAGUGGGAGAGUUUCCUAGGUCUUUCCAAGGCAGCAUGUCAUUCAUUUUGGGGAUGGAAGAAAUCUGUACCACAACAGGAAUAAAAUUUAUGGUGCAAAAAAUAAUAAUUAACUCCUACGUUUUCUUCUAAGAACUUUAUAGGACUUAGUCUGUGAUCCAUUUUGAAUUUUUUUUAGUAUGAAGCAUAGGGGUCCAACUUCAUUCUUUUAUACAUGGAUAUCCAGUUGUAGUAGCAUUUUGAACUAUUCCCUGCUUUUAUCUGGACUUCAUUUUCCUUUAUGUGGAAUGUCCCUGUUCUGCUCUGUUUGGAUUAUCUUCUGAGUUUUUUUUUUUUUUUCCUUAACAUGAAGUGUUUACCUAGAAGAGGGGUUUGACUGGUGAGUUUUAAGAAUUCAUAGCCACUCAGAUUCCUUCUAGACCUUACAGUAAACCUCUUGUACUUUCCCACUGUUGGAGUGUGCAAACCCCUCCCACUUCAGCUGCUGUUUAGCAUUUUUUUUCUAUGAGUACUUGUUGGUUAUUUUGGAAUUUUCAGGACGUUGAGAUAUUCUUUUGCUUCCUUCUGCACAGAUGCUGAUAAUUCAUGUGGUCUUGUAUUUGUCAGCGGCUUCUCUCUACCCAUUUGUAUUUUGGGGCUCUUGAAGAUCUUUUCACCACCUGGUUUUAUUGUAGCUGUUGUAAAUGGGUUUUGGUUUGACCUUCCUGGUUGCUCUGUAUGUUUUUAUGGAGAGAUUUGAGGAAAUUUGUAAAUUACACCAGUACCAUCUUUCAAGAAUCCCCAUAAUUAUGUUUCUUAAUCUUGACAUCAACAUUUUUCCCCUUUACUCACUAGAUACUCUAAGGUUAGUUAAAUGUUAGAUAAUUUAUUAAACUAAAAUACAGUAAGUUAUAUAGGUAUAGAUGUGCAACUGUUUAUAUUCUGUAUACUAAAAUUAAUAUGUGUCUCAACAAAUCUUGAUAGCAGAUGUUUUGAUACCUAAUCAAUCCUCUAAUUUUUGUAUUUAUGGAAGAAAAGCUAUUGAAGCCCCAUUCCUGGGGCUUUUACUGCCUAUAAUGUUUAAUACAUCUUUUGUAAUAACUAGCAAUUUUUCUAUGCUUACAAAAAUAAUAGUCAUGUACAAUAAUGGAAGAAGAAAUCAAAGGCUUCUGUGUCAUUUUUUUUUUUUAAUGGUUACUUGUCAGCAGUUGCCGUUUUAAUAGGCUUUGGAGUCAUACCUUAUAAAACCUGCCUAGGAUAGUGACCCCCACAAGUAAAUUGAGUCUGGUUGAAAGUUAAAAUGUUGAUGAUGACACUUUGGCUGGACGUGGUGGCUCGCCUACAACCCCAGCACUUUGGAAAACCAAGAAAGGCUGAUCUCUUAAGGCCAGGAGUUUGAGACCAGUCUGAUCAUCAUGGCAAAACCCUAUCUCUACCAAAAAUACAAAAAAUUAUACAGAUGUGAUGGCAUGCGCCUGUAGUCCCAGCUACUUGGGAGGCAAGGCACGAGAGUUGCUUGAACCUGGGAGGCAGAGGUUGCAGUGAGCCAAGAUUGUGCCACUGCACUCUAUCCUGGGCAAUAGAGUGAGACUCUCUCUCAAAAAAAAAAAAAAAAAAAAAGAUAAAA
Molecule: messenger RNA, 16930 nt
Organism: Callithrix jacchus (white-tufted-ear marmoset)
Lineage: Eukaryota; Metazoa; Chordata; Mammalia; Primates; Cebidae
Gene: SLAIN2
Product: SLAIN motif family member 2
Biological process (GO): microtubule nucleation; positive regulation of microtubule polymerization; cytoplasmic microtubule organization
Cellular component (GO): microtubule plus-end
Source: RefSeq, a predicted model, not a curated record